GCGCGAUGACCACGACGCACGCGACGCGGGACACGGAGCUGCACGCCGACUGCGUCGAGAGCUGCCCCGUGCCGGGCCUCGAGCACCUCGUGGCCGUCGGUACGUACCACUUGACCAAGCACCCGGCGGCGCCUGGCGAGACGCCGCUGCCCGACACGCGCAGGGGUACGGUGCGGCUCCAUGCAUUAUCACGCGACGCCGCGAACGCCGUCGCCGUGACCGACGUAGCGACGCAUGUCAUGCAGAGUGGCAUCUUUGACAUGAAGUGGUCGCGCGACCGCGUGUACGAGAAGGCGCUACUGGGCCUCGCGACGGCGGCUGGCACGCUCGAGCUUCUCGCGUGGUCCGAGGACUGGAGCAACCGCGUGCACGCGACGCCCGACCCCAAGAUCGCCGUGAGCCAGUCCAACAGCAACCUCUCGGUGUGGCAACAGACGCCGUCCGGCCUCGAGGCCAUCCGCGAGUGGCGCGCCCACGACAUGUUUGGGCAAGACAUUGAGGUGUGGAUCACGGCGUGGCAUGCGCACGUGGAGCACGUACUCUACUCGGGCGGGGACGACGCCGUCUUCAAAGGAUGGGAUCUUCGCAUGGACCGACCGACCUUUCUCAAGCGCGACGUGCAUUCGAUGGGCGUCUGCAGCGUGCAGUCGCACCCGCUCGACGAGCACUUGGUGGCGGUCGGCAGCUACGACGAAGCGAUCACGCUCUGGGACGCACGCCACAUGUCGACGCCACUGCUGCGUCACGAGACGGGCGGCGGCGUCUGGCGUCUCAAGUGGCAUCCCGAGCAAAAGACGUGGCUCCUCGCGGCGUGUAUGCACAACGGGUUCCAGAUCCUCGACAUGUCGCCCGAAGGCUCCGACAUGCGCGUGCACUACACCAAGCAAACGUCGCUCGCGUACGGCGUCGACUGGUGGUACGGCGAGCCGUCGACGCGCACGGUCGGCAGUGGGUCGUUCUACGACCACUCGUUCCACGUCUGGUCGGCCGACGACUUGGCUAUGUGAGGUCCUACAAGGCCAUAAAUGACACAUUUGGUACCAUAACGUUAAAGGAUUCGUUGCAAA
Messenger RNA from Saprolegnia diclina VS20, 1067 nucleotides. RefSeq lists its product as hypothetical. The transcript has 6 exons. Bases 6 to 1007 code for a protein of 333 amino acids. Gene Ontology annotation, molecular function: protein binding. The record is from RefSeq and is a predicted model, not a curated record. NCBI's taxonomy places the organism in Eukaryota, Oomycota, Saprolegniomycetes, Saprolegniales, Saprolegniaceae.